AUGCAGAAGGCUUAUGAUAGGGUUGAAUGGAAAUUCCUCAGGAAGACUCUUACAAGCUUUGGCUUCAAUCAACAAUGGAUUGAGACAGUUAUGUUUUGUGUUGAGAACACUCAACUCAGUAUCUUGCUCAAUGGUACCCCUCAAACUUUCUUUAAACCAACUAGAGGUUUACGUCAAGGGGACCCCCUCUCUUCCUAUCUUUUUGUCCUUUGUGCAGAAGCUCUAUCAACCAAAUUAGCUUUGGCUCAUCAGCAAAAUAGUAUUAAGGGCAUCCAAAUUUGCAGAGGUGGACAAAAAUUAACUCAUAUGGCGUUUGCUGAUGACCUCAUUUUCUUUGGGGAGGCUACAAUGGCAGAAGCAAGAGCUAUGAAUGAUGUCCUUGAGGUUUAUUGUAGGUUCUCAGGUCAAACUUUAAAUAUUAAUAAAUCUAGAGCCCAGUUCAGCCCCAAUGUGAGCUCUACAACCAAACGACAAUUGAGAGAAUUCUUCCAAAUUUCUCCUACCACAUCUUUGGAUACGUACUUGGGUAUCCCCUUUGUCAAUGGAAAGCUUUCUAAGCGGCAUUGUGAUAACCUGGUAUCUAGAGUAUCUCAGAAGCUUCAACAUUGGAAGACUCAGCAUCUCAGCCCUGCUGGUAAAAUCGUUCUGGUGCAAUCUACUCUCUCUGUCUUACCUCAAUACAGCAUGUCUUGCUUCAAGCUUCCAGUCUCUGUUCAGAAGACAUUGGACAGUAUAAGCAGAAGAUUCUACUGGUCUAAUGGAGUUAAUAAUCAAGUUCCUACUAUAUCUUGGAAUACUAUCGGCAUGCCUAGGCGAGUGGGUGGACUCAGUAUUAAACUUUCUUCUCUUAUGAACACUGCCCUUCUCGCCAAGAAACGUUUGGAACUGCUUACAUUUGCCUCAUCAUUAUGGGUGCAACUCAUGAGGAAGAAGUACUUCCCUUCAACCAGUUUCUUCCAUGCCAAAUGCCCCAAUUCGUCUUCAUGGGGGUGGAAGUCUGUUUACUCUAGCAAAGAGUUUCUCGUUAAAGAUCUCUUGAAUCAGCGUGGAUUUAACAUGAAUCCUUUGUGUGCUUUAUGUCAAGAACACGCCCAAUCUGCAAACCAUCUAUUCUUCGAUUGUCCACUCAUCAAAGGAAUUUGGCAACAAAAAGGGCUUAUCUCCUUAUUCUCAUCUCAAGAUAUUGGAGCAGGAAUCAGAGCAGUAGCGAAUCUCCCCAAGGAUUCUAGCAGGGAGGACAGGUUGAAGGCAUCUCUUUUCUGCAGUAUCAUCUGGUUUAUCUGGAACGGUUACUGGGACCUUAUUUUUAGACAGAUGAAUUUCAAUCCUCGACACAUCAUUCUGCGAGCCAUUGCUCAUUCAAGGGAACACAUGCAACUUUCCAGGCCUAAAGGUACACGAGACACUCAAUGGGUUAGUUGGAUUCCUCCCCAAUAUCCGUUUGUCAAGUUCAACGUCGAUGGAGCUAGGAAGGGUAACCCAGGUCCUGCAGGCAUUGGGGGUGUUUGUAGAUCCGAGACUAGUGUUGUGGUUUGUGGGUUUUCUCAAGGUAUUGGUUUCUCCUCUGCUUUGAUAGCUGAAGCCUUGGCUAUUCGCCGAGCGAUGCGACUUGCUAUUGAAAUGGGGCAUUUAUAUCUUAUCAUAGAAAGUGAUAAUCUCCUGCUCACCCGCAUUCUCUCUGGUGUCUCCUCAUCUAUUCCUUGGCGAGUCAAGCAUAUUGUGGAAGAUUGCAGAGCUCUUAGUUCUUGUUUUUUGGAUAUUUCCUUUGUGCACUCUCUUAGGGAGGCUAACGCUGUGGCGGAUACCUUAGCUUCGUUGGGAGCUUCCUUUCAACAGAACUUGUACUGGCAGGGUCCUCCUCCUUCUUGUAUUUUUCUUUCCUUGUUUGCUGGUUUGUCUGGGAUUGUUUUCCAACGUUAA
Molecule: messenger RNA, 1920 nt
Organism: Telopea speciosissima
Lineage: Eukaryota; Viridiplantae; Streptophyta; Magnoliopsida; Proteales; Proteaceae
Exons: 2
Coding region: 1-1920 (639 amino acids)
Molecular function (GO): RNA-DNA hybrid ribonuclease activity; nucleic acid binding
Source: RefSeq, a predicted model, not a curated record